CAGCGGGGCUCGUCAGCAAUGAUCGCUGUGUGAACCCACGGAGCGACAGCCUCUUCCUGCAGGGCCAGCAAAGGAAACUAGAGCGGCGCCUUCCUCUUCUAUCCAGACCUAAGCUGAGCCGGUGUGAUGCCCGAGCCCGCACUCUGUUCCGCCCGAAAACGAGCCGCACCGCCUAAAUGGAAAGCGAACGAGAUGCUGCGCUACCGCCCGGCCGAGAGGAGGUGUGACGCCGGCGCUUCUAGGAGGGAGGAAGUGACCCCCCGUCCCGGUUCCGGCAACCGGAAGUGUGUGGAACAGACUCCGCUCGAGAGGCCUAAGGAGGUGGCUGUGAUGAGGGUGAAUGAGGCCUGAGAGUCGCGUAACCCUGCGAAUGGGAGCGGAGCGGGGGUUGGGAGCGAAGUAUCGGGUAACGCAAGACCGAGGUGUGGAAACGGAUGUGUGGCAUGGUCUCAUACAUGCAGCAGCAGAAACUGUUCUAAAGGCUACAGGGCGCCUGGUGGGACAAACAUAACUGUCUAUUACAGCUUUAUCCCACGUUUCUUCCAAGGAGCUUAGUGUGGUGUACAUGGUCUCGCUUCCCCUUUCUUAUUUUCACAACAAGCCCAUAAGACUUUGCCCAUGGAUGAGUUGGUGCAUGAUUUGGCCUCAGCCCUUGAGCAGACAUCUGAACAGAACAAGCUGGAUGAGCUGUGGGAAGAAAUGACUCUGAGCCCAAGGCAGCAGCGGCGACAGCUUCGCAAGAGACGAGGACGCAAACGACGUUCAGACUUAACACACCAGGCAGUGCAUGCUUGUUGCUACAGCGGGGCCUCCGAAUCCAGCCUCGAUGAAGUUGUGGAGGACUGUCGGGAAGUGCUGACUGCCAACUUUAGUGACUCGGAUGACAUGGCAGUAGCCAAACGCCAUCCAACACUCAGUGCAACUCUGAGGAGUAAGCAGCACUCAUGGCAUGAGUCAGACUCAUUCACUGAGAAUGCACCUUGUCGGCCACUGAGGCGCCGUCGAAAAGUUAAGCGUGUGACUUCAGAGGUGGCUGCCAGCCUCCAGCAAAAACUCCGAGUAUCUGAAUGGAGUUAUGAGAAGGGUUGCCGGUUCAAAUCUGCUAAGAAGCAGCGAUUGUCACGUUGGAAGGAAAAUGCUCCCUGGACAUCAUCAAGCCGAGGACUUUGUGAGUCGGCAGAGACCAGAGCCUUUCUCAACAAAGGGGGAAGGAAUGAGAGGAUGGAAUGUGAAGCAGAUGAACAGAAGCAAGGUUCUGAUGAAAACAUGUCAGAAUGUGAAACCAGCAGUGUGUGCAGCAGCAGCGACACAGGUCUUUUUACCAAUGAUGAAGGUCGCCAAGGUGAUGAUGAGCAGAGUGAUUGGUUUUAUGAAGGAGAAUGUGUCCAAGGAUUCACAGUCCCCAACCUCCUCCCCAAGUGGGGAACUGACCGUCAGUCUGACAUGGAACGAAUGGAUUCUAGCCUUGAAAAAAUCUCAGAUCCAACAUUCCUUCUGCCCUCUCGGCCUGCUACGAGAGGAUUUCAUGCCCGCUUGAGCCGCCUUCCCAGUGUUCCUACCCGCUGCCUCAGGAAGGGCCGUAGGAGGCUGGUUAGCAAGGAGACCAUCAUGAGUGCUAUGGGCACUGAAAGGAUUAGCCACAUCAUUGGUGAUUCCUGCCAAAAAGAUCUUUUCUUAUGCUUCCUUCAAUUUCAUCUCUUCUACCAUCUCUCUAGUUUCUGGUUGCCGUCAAAGGGAAUGAGAGAUCGCAACCAGUUCAAUCCACUAUCUCCUCUGUACUCUCUGGAUGUUCUUGCUGAUGCUUCACACCGAAGGUGCUCACCAGCACACUGCACAGCCAGGCAGACUAAUAUACAUCUGGGACCUCCAUGUUCAAGGGACAUCAAGAGGAAGAGGAAGCCAGUAAUGGCAACAGCCUCUCUUUCCAGCCCAACCUCCGCGGCUUUAUCCAUCCACAUAGAUACAUCAGAUCCUGGCCUGCCUGUGCCACACUCCCAGAGGCACCAGAACUGACUGGACGGGCAGAAUCCAUUCAUCAGAAAGAAGCAUUGCUACUACCCUGGGCAACUUUUUAAAAAAUGCCGCAGGAGAUAGUCCUUGACUGCACUAGAUGGAGGCAGCUCUUCUCUUGACAACUGGUUGGGCUUUUUCAUAUAUUGAACUUCAGCGUAUAUCAGAAUGUUCAUCAAAUGCCUUGUCUGGCAGUAGCUAUCAUGUCAGUGUUGGCAUGUGACAGCCACCCCUGUCAGCAUGAUCCGUUUAUCCCACUCAUCCUGCAAAUCAUGUUUGUAAAUUUAUGUAAAAAUGUAUAAUCAGUGUUGGGGUUUCCAUUUUUCUAAUGUUCCUGCUAUUGCCAUGCAAGUAUUUGUUGCACACUCUCAUUUUCAGCCUUAGCAGCAGCUGGUGGCAUGUGCAAAAUGGUAUUGGUUUUGCAGAUGCCUGUCUUUGUUGCAAAUCUCUUCAUUACUCAGGCAUAUCAGUUGUAGCAGAAUUCAACAAAAGUUCUAUUUACAAUGCUUUGGGGAGGUUGAGCCUAUGUCUCUGGUAAGUGUAAGAGCUGAAAACAAGCCAGUAGGAAUCCCUGAUUCAGAGUGAAGCUUAGCAGAGGAGAAACUGUUUUAUCUGAGCUGGAAUUUUAUAUUGGGAACAUUUCCAAAAGCUACUUGUUGGUCUUUGUUUUGAGUAAAUAGACUGGGUUAGUCCCCAUCAGGUUGUUUUUAAUACAGUGUCAUACUUUCAGGUUUGUCCUCCAGUAUCACUGAGGUAUUCCGAUAUUGCUUUUAAACUAGGAUUCCUUCGAAUUUCUUUCCUCUGUCUCCUGUUGCAUGAGCCAGUGGAACUAUAAAUGCACGGACUGAAGUGUCAUGUCAGGAAGCUUUCCAAUAUAUAACCUUAAAGUGAAUGACAAUGAAAUGGACUCAACUUUAGCUGUUCUCUUUUGAAAGCUACUGUAAGAAUAACUUGAGACAUUAAUCUGAAGUCCAUAUGUUGCUAAUUUUAGGUAUAAUGUGGUUCCAGAGUAACCUUUGUGAAGGACAACCACUUACUCUAUUGUCUUUAAAUUGGGAUGUUUCCUAUAAUAUAAAAAAGGAAUCUCCCUUCUUGUCAGUAUGUACUGAGAAGGACAUACUGUAUUUUAUUCUACAUUUUCUGAGUACAGUGUUGUCACUACAGUGUGUGUGUGUUAGUUAAAUAGUAGAGAGUGGGGCCUUCUCCCCACAACUCCUCCCUUGCGAUCCUUUUUCCAGUAUAUGUGAGCAGGGCUGCAAACUAGUCCAGAUUCCUAGGUACCAGCAUCAUAAGAACAUAAGAAGAGCCUGCUGGAUCAGGCCAGUGGCCCAUCUAGUCCAGCAUCCUGUUCUCACAGUGGCCAGCCAGGUGCCUGGGGGAAGCCCGCAAGCAGGACCCGAGUGCAAGAACACUCUCCCCUCCUGAGGCUUCCGGCAACUGGUUUUCAGAAGCAUGCUGCCUCUGACUAGGGUGGCACAGCACAGCCAUCAUGGCUAGUAGCCAUUGAUAGCCCUGUCCUCCAUGAAUUUGUCUAAUCUUCUUUUAAAGCCGUCCAAGCUGGUGGCCAUUACUGCAUCUUGUGGGAGCAAAUUCCAUAGUUUAACUAUGCGCUGAGUAAAGAAGUACUUCCUU
Molecule: messenger RNA, 3642 nt
Organism: Rhineura floridana
Lineage: Eukaryota; Metazoa; Chordata; Lepidosauria; Squamata; Rhineuridae
Gene: GPATCH2L
Product: G-patch domain containing 2 like
Exons: 11
Coding region: 619-2013 (464 amino acids)
Source: RefSeq, a predicted model, not a curated record